Molecule: messenger RNA, 2817 nt
Organism: Elephantulus edwardii (Cape elephant shrew)
Lineage: Eukaryota; Metazoa; Chordata; Mammalia; Macroscelidea; Macroscelididae
Gene: TBC1D2
Product: TBC1 domain family, member 2
Exons: 13
Coding region: 1-2817 (938 amino acids)
Source: RefSeq, a predicted model, not a curated record
AUGGAGGGCUCUGGGGAGACCCCGCUGGAGUCCAGUGCCUCCAUUCCCGGGCCCGAAGAGCCUGCUAGAGUCCCCGAGGUGCCGCUCCCCGAGGUGCCAGAGGGCUGCACCCGAUCCCCGGAGGCCACCACGAAGAAACUCUGUGGCUAUUUGAGUAAGUUUGGCGGCAAAGGACCCAUCCGGGGCUGGAAAUCCCGAUGGUUCUUCUACGACGAGAGGAAAUGCCACCUGUACUAUUCGCGGACCGCGCAGGAUGCCAACCCCUUGGACAGUAUCGAUCUCUCCAGUGCUGUCUUCGACUGCAAGACCGACGCCGAAGAGGGGACUUUUGAAAUCAAGACUCCCACCCGAGUUAUUACUCUCAAGGCUGCCACCAAGCAAGUGAUGCUGUACUGGCUGCAGCAGCUGCAGAUGAAGCGCUGGGAGUUCUACAACAGCCCGCCUGCGCCUCCCGCUGCCCCUGCCGCCACCCUGGCUGGGAAUGGGACUGCUCUGCGCCUCGAGCUAGAGCCAGAGAAUGCUGAUUUGGAGGAGUUCCUGAGCCCAGUGGAAACGCCUACAGGACUGGUGGGCAUGGCAGCUGCUUUACAACCUGUCCCAGCCAAACCUUCGGCCCUGCAGAAUAUUUCCCUCAAGCACCUAGGAACUGAAAUACAAAACACCAUGUUUAACAUCCGUUCCAACAAGCAAGCCCAAGGAUCAAGCCCUGUACCUUCAGAAGAAGAUUCAUCACAGAACGGGGAGCCUCAGAAGGAGGAAUCACCCCUGCUCCCUGAUUCCAACCCCCCAGGGAAAGAGCCAACAGACUCUCCAAAGCACACGCCCAAGUCUUCUCUAACGACCAACCUCAUUCAGAAAGCCAAACGCCAGAAUAACACCUUCCCACGCUUUCCCGAAGGGCUUACGCGCCCCAGAACCUCCCAGGAGAAGGUGGAGGCCUUGCAGCAUCAGGUGCUGGUGCUGACUGAAGAGUUAAAGUCUCAGAAGGAGCUGGUGAAGAUUCUGCACAAGACACUGGAGGCUGCCCAGCAAGAGAAGAGGGCCUCCAGCGCCUACCUGAUGGCGGCUGGGGACAAGGACCGGCUGGAGCUGGUGCGGCACAAGGUGCGGCAGAUCGCGGAGCUGAGCAGCCGUGUGAAGGCCCUGGAGCAGGAGCGCGAGAGCCUGGCGCAGACGGCGAGCCUGCGGGAGCAGCAGACGCAGGAGCUGCGGCAGCACAUGCAGGAGCUGCAGCAGCAGGUGAAGCUGCUCCUGGACAAGAACCAGGCCAAGCAGCAGGUCAUCUGCAAGCUGUCCGAGGAGGUCACCCGGGACUUCAUGAACCCUCCCAGCCAGCCCCCUGCACCCUCAGAUGCAGCCGACAGGGACGUGCUGAGCCAGCAGGAGAAGAUGGAGCACCUAAAGGAUGACAUGGAAGCUUACCGGACCCAGAACCGCUUCCUCAACUCUGAGAUCCAUCAGGUCACAAAGAUCUGGAGAACGGUGGCUGAGAAGGAGAAGGUCCUACUGACGAAGUGUGCCUACCUCCAAGCCAAGAACUGCCAGCUGGAGAGCAAGUACCUGACAGGGCUGCGGAGGCUGCAGGAGGCCAUGGGGAACGAGGCCAGCAAGGGCUCGGAGCUGCUAGGGCAGCUCAUCCAGGAGGCACUGCAGUGGGAGGCCAGUGAGGCCGUGGCUGACAGCGUGGGGCUGAGCCCCAUCAGUGAGUAUGAUGAGUACGGCUUCCUGGCGGUGCCUGACUAUGAGGUAGAAGACCUGAAGCUGCUGGCCAAGAUCCAGGUGCUGGAGGUCCGCUCCCAUCACCUGCUGGCUCACGAGGAGCAGCUGCUGCGCGAGCGCUGGGCUGCCCUGGGGGAGCUCACCCCCUCCGCUGAGCUCAAGCAGCUCCUGCGGGCAGGUGUGCCCCCAGAGCACCGGCCACGGGUCUGGAGGUGGCUUGUCCAUCUCCGCGUGCAGCACCUGCAGGUCCCUGGCCACUAUCAGAAGCUGCUGAGCCAGAGCCAGGCCUGUGAGCACCUUGCUGCCCGCCAGAUCGAGCUGGACCUGAACCGUACCUUCCCCAACAACAAGCACUUCACCUGUCCCACCUCCAACUUCCCCGACAAGCUCCGCCGGGUGCUGCUGGCCUUCUCUUGGCAGAACCCCACCAUCGGCUACUGCCAGGGACUGAACAGGCUGGCGGCCAUUGCUCUGUUGGUCCUGGACGAGGAGGAGAGCGCCUUCUGGUGCCUGGUGGCCAUUGUGGAGACCAUCAUGCCAGCUGACUACUACAGCAAGACACUGACGGCGUCCCAGGUGGACCAGCGGGUACUCCAGGACCUCCUCUCAGAGAAGCUGCCCCGGCUGAUGGCCCACCUCGGGCAGCAUCACGUGGACCUCUCCCUCAUCACCUUCAACUGGUUCCUUGUGAUCUUCGUGGACAGCCUCAUCAGUGACAUCUUCCUACGGGUCUGGGAUGCCCUCCUGUAUGAGGGAACCAAGGUGGUGUUCCGCUACGCCCUGGCCAUCUUCAAGUACAAGGAGGAGGAGAUCCUGAGGCUGCAGGACAGCCUGGAGAUCUACCAGUACCUGCGCCUCUUCACCAAGACCAUUUGCAACAGCCGGAAGCUGACGAACAUCGCCUUCAAUGACAUGAACCCCUUCCGGAUGAAGCAGCUGCAACAGCUACGCACAGCCCACCGAGAGCGGCUGGAGGCUGAGCUCCAGAAGCUGGAGCGACUCAAAGCCGAGUACUUGAAGAACCAGGCCUCCAGGGACCGAGCAGCACCCAAGAGCUGCAUGAGUGAGGAUGAAGGCGAGGGGGACGCAGAGGCCUGA